This is a messenger RNA of Aphanomyces invadans, 849 nucleotides long. RefSeq lists its product as hypothetical. The annotation marks the transcript as partial. NCBI's taxonomy places the organism in Eukaryota, Oomycota, Saprolegniomycetes, Saprolegniales, Verrucalvaceae. The transcript is spliced from 4 exons. The record is from RefSeq and is a predicted model, not a curated record.
AUGGCCGCUCCGUCGUCUUCGAUACAAGCGACGGUCGGGAACGAGUCCCAUCACGAAGGCAUCGCGCUGUCCAAGUACACCGAGUUGGAGCACAGUUUGUUUGAGCCGACCAAGGACGAUCACGUGGUGGUGAGCACGCAGUCGUGCUUCCUGCCUCUCACGGACACAGGGGACGUCGACUUUUACGUGGGGCUGUUCAACUAUCAGUCGACACACCCGGCGGUGCUCGUGCCGACCGACGCCGGAACGAGGUCCACCACCCAUUUCCACCCUCUUGCGAUUCAAGAAUUGGCUGGACGUGCCCAAGUCGUUUGUGGGACUCGGCGCGGCGACAUGUUGUACUUUAAUGACCACGGGACCAAGCGAACGUUCCAGGCGACGUGGCUGAGCACCGACCGCAGUCGCCGUGGCGUCGAGGACAUUGGCGCCAUGACGGCAGGCGAAGAAGCGAGGAACUACAUCAUGGAGGAACUACAUCAUGGCCGUGCAGAUCCCGUUGGUCGUGCCCCCGCGUCAAUCACCGCCGCAAGCACCUUCACCAGCCGCUGUUUGCGACCGCAGGAGGCUCUGGCUUGGGCUUUCGACCGGCGCCCUUCAAUCGCGGCCACACAGAGCGUCGCGACGCUGUCCCGAAAUACCCAGACCAAGGCAUGGGCAAAAGCGUGUGGCCUCGAUAUUGUCAACGUGUCGUGGGAAAACUGCGCUCGCACCAAAAACAGUUGCUGGGGGCCAUGCAUCUCGGACAUGACCCUCGUCGUCGGCAGCGCGUGGAUGUCGGUGCUUCGUGCGCCCAACUUUUCCGCGACGGUCGGGAACGAGUCCCAUCACGAAGGCAUCGCGCUGUCCAAG